Molecule: messenger RNA, 924 nt
Organism: Spodoptera littoralis (African cotton leafworm)
Lineage: Eukaryota; Metazoa; Arthropoda; Insecta; Lepidoptera; Noctuidae
Source: the annotation of a GenBank genome assembly
AUGUCUGAUACGAGUGAUCUAGACCGUCAAAUUGAGCAGCUGAAAAGAUGCGAGAUCAUAAUGGAGUCCGAGGUUAAAGCACUUUGUGCCAAGGCCCGCGAAAUUCUUGUCGAAGAGAGCAAUGUUCAGCGGGUAGAUUCUCCUGUCACGGUGUGUGGUGACAUUCAUGGUCAAUUCUAUGAUCUGAAAGAACUGUUUAAAGUGGGUGGAGAUGUUCCUGAGACCAAUUAUUUAUUUAUGGGUGACUUUGUAGACAGAGGAUUCUAUUCUGUGGAGACAUUCUUAUUACUACUUGCUUUAAAGGUUCGUUACCCAGACCGCAUCACACUAAUCAGAGGCAACCAUGAGUCGAGGCAGAUCACUCAGGUGUAUGGCUUCUAUGAUGAAUGUCUUAGGAAAUAUGGAUCUAUCACUGUCUGGAGGUAUUGCACGGAGAUUUUUGACUACCUCUCACUGUCAGCCAUCAUUGAUGGGAGAAUAUUCUGUGUACAUGGUGGAUUGAGUCCCUCAAUACAGACCCUUGACCAAAUCCGCACCAUUGACCGCAAGCAAGAGGUGCCCCAUGAUGGACCAAUGUGUGACCUGCUGUGGAGCGAUCCUGAAGAUACCCAAGGCUGGGGGGUAUCUCCUCGUGGUGCUGGGUAUCUGUUUGGUUCAGAUGUCGUCGCUCAGUUCAACGUAUCCAAUGACAUUGACAUGAUCUGCCGUGCACAUCAACUUGUAAUGGAAGGCUAUAAGUGGCACUUCAAUGAGACUGUGCUUACUGUCUGGUCUGCUCCUAAUUAUUGUUACAGAUGUGGAAAUGUGGCAGCAAUAUUAGAAUUGAACGAAAAUCUUCAGCGAGAGUUUACGAUAUUCGAGGCCGCGCCUCAAGAGUCUCGAGGUGUGCCCUCGAAGAAGCCGCAAGCCGACUAUUUCUUAUAA